GAAUUCAGCUUUCACUUCAACAUCAGUUAUGAAUCCAGCCAGUGGCAGGGACACACACUGUUUGAAUGGGAGUCCUUGGAAAACAAUAUUUCCCAUAAAGGUAGCAUUGAACUUUUCUAUUGGCAUACCCUGAAGCUUUCCUGCUUGGCGUUGGUUGCAGAAUUGACACCAGAAAUUCACUGCAAAUUCAGAAAACAACUGCACAUUGAAUUUAAGGUCAGAAUAUUAAAGGAAUCACGACCAGUGAUAUUAGACGUGGAUUUCUUUUUCUUUUUUAGACAUCAUGGCUUUACUACCAGCCAUUCUUUCCAGCCUAGUCACAACACAAUUUGUUCUAGGAUAUUUUGCCAAUGGCUUCAUAGCACUGGUGAACUGCAUUGACUGGGUCAAGAGACAAAAGAUUUCCUGCGCUGAUGGAAUUCUCACUGCUCUGGCAGUUUCCAGAAUUGCUUUGCUCUGUGUAUUAGUAAUAAAUUGGUAUGCAACUGUAUUUAAUCUAGCAUUCUAUAGUUUAGAAGUAAGACAUAUUGUUCAUAUUUUUCAUGUAGUAAGCCACCAUUUUAGCCUGUGGCUUGCUACUAGCCUUAGCAUAUUUUAUUUGCUCAAGAUAGCCAAUUUCUCCAGCCUAUUUUUUCUUCACCUAAAAUGGAGAGCUGAAAGAGUGGUUCUCAUGAUACUGUUGGGGACUUUGGUCUUCUUGGUUUGUCAUCUUACAGUGCUAAGCAUGGAUGAAAAAAUGCAGGUGAAUGAAUAUAAAGGAAACAUCACUUGGGAGACUAACUUGGGGGACAUUAUGCACCUUUCAAGCCAUUCUUUAUUCAUGCUUGCAAACUUCAUACCCUUUACUGUGUCCCUGACAGCUGUUCUGCUGUUAAUCUUUUCCAUGUGGAAACAUCUGAAGAACAUGCAGCUCAGUGGCAAAGGAACUCAAGAUCCCAGCACCGAGGUCCACAUAAGAGCCAUGCAAACUGUGAUCUCCUUUCUCUUGACAUUUGUCAUUUACCUCUUCGCUCAAAUCAUCUCACUUUGGAAUUCGAGUACUCAGCGGAACAAUUCGCUUCGCAUGCUUUGCAAGGUUCUUGGAAUCCUGUAUCCGUCAAGCCACUCAUUUAUUCUGAUUUGGGGGAAUAAGAAGCUGAGACAGGCCUUUCUGUCACUUCUGUGGCAGUUGAGGUGCUGGUUGAGGAAAGGGAAAUAAGUGGGCACCUUGUGUCUUCUGGCAGAAAACAAACUGAUGGAGUCCAUAACAUUUGUACUUCCUACUACAUUUCUUAAUGUGUAUAGGAUUGGGGAAGUUACACCUAGAAAAACUUCUAGUUAAGUUUAUCACAAAAAUAUAUAUGUGUGUGCAUGUUUAUGACAAAAAAAAAAAAAGAGCAUAAGAUUACCUUUUUUUUUCAGGUAAGCAAUCUAAUUUUACAAAGUAGUGUAAGAAAUUCUUCAGAAUCAUGAAGUCAUGUAUUUCACAUACAUAUUCUAUGUUAUCCUCUUGAAACUGAAGAAUUUAUGGUCUACAUUUAUGCAUAUUUAAGGACUGACAACCCAUCUCAGGAAAUCAUUGCUAUUUUCCAUUAUAGUUAGUACCUCACAUGUACCACAGUGAAUAUUGACUUUGUUGUUUGACCCUCCAAUCCUUUGGAUGGUAAGGAUAUUCAAUUCUAAGUCACACACUGAGAAUAGAUGCUUGGCAUAGAUAUUCCAUCAUGAAUUCUUACUUCAUGGUUAUUAGAAAGUAAUUAGAACUGUUAGGAAAAGAUGCACAUAAUUAAAGAGUGACAAACGUUUAGAAUGUAUUAUACAUACACGUACCAUAAACAGCACUAAGAUUAUUAUAUUUAAUACAAUAGGCCCCUUGAGUGUGGCUCUUCCACAAAAUAGCACAUGCGGGCGCACAUAUA
Molecule: messenger RNA, 1898 nt
Organism: Myotis myotis
Lineage: Eukaryota; Metazoa; Chordata; Mammalia; Chiroptera; Vespertilionidae
Product: putative taste receptor type 2 member 33
Exons: 1
Coding region: 284-1198 (304 amino acids)
Biological process (GO): detection of chemical stimulus involved in sensory perception of bitter taste; G protein-coupled receptor signaling pathway; sensory perception of taste
Cellular component (GO): membrane
Molecular function (GO): G protein-coupled receptor activity; bitter taste receptor activity
Source: RefSeq, a predicted model, not a curated record